AUGGCUCUGCCUCCACGUCCACAUGCUGCUAUGUCCGCCACGCCUCGCCGCCCGCCACCAAUGACGAGAGCAUCCGCGAGUCCCUCCCGUCUCAGUACUGGCCCGCUCUGCCACACGAUCUGCGAAUCAGUCAACUUCCACUGCGAUGAUGAAGACGUCGACGACUGGAUUGGUCAGAUCUCGCACAUCGCGUGUUACGCUAACAUCAACGAUGCGUUCAAGUGGCUCCACACACUUUCGCUAACUGAUCUGGCAGCCUUGCAAACGUGGGCGGAUUGGCAAGUGGCAUUACGACGCGAGUUCCGGAAGGCUAACUAUGAUAUUAGCAAAUCUGAACAGCUUCGCGCGCGUCGGUGGCGGCAAGGCGAGGCUUUCUCGCAAUACUUCGCCGACCGACGCAAGCUUCAGAAGAUCGUCUUCGGUGAGAAUGCAGCCGAUCAAGUGUUGAUCAGUGAUCUCUUACUAGGUGUCCCAACUAACAUGCACGCGCUCAUCAAUACGAGUAUGGGAUACCCCGCAGGUUCCACAAUAACUAUCGCAGAUUUCAAGCGUCUCAUUGUAGACAUCGAACAUAGCCUCGGGAGUCAGUACGGACAUCUACUGUCGUCGCCGACUGCUCCGCCUUCCAAUGGCUUGACAUUUGCUAACCCUUGCACUGGUCAUCUCUAUGUGGAGGAAGAUUCCUCGGACGAAGACGAAGCAGACGAGUCUUCGGACGAGGAUGAAACAGGCCACACAAGUGAAAAUGGCUCACGGGCUGAUGUCCACGAUGACCUCGACUAUGAGGGUUCGUCAGCAUGUUCGGAAGGUGCUGGUGCUGAUGAUCUCGGUCAUAGCGAUGUUGACUCGCGCUCGGAAAUCGUUGGGUCCGAUGGCGAGUUGGAUGCGCGUUCCGAUGAUUACCAUAGCAUGUAUGAUGAAAACGAAGAGUCAGCAUGA
Molecule: messenger RNA, 939 nt
Organism: Fomitopsis serialis
Lineage: Eukaryota; Fungi; Basidiomycota; Agaricomycetes; Polyporales; Fomitopsidaceae
Exons: 4
Coding region: 1-939 (312 amino acids)
Source: RefSeq, a predicted model, not a curated record